AUGAACCCAUCAGAAUUUCACGGUGGAACCGACCCCACCAUAGCCGAAGAGUGGAUCAAAUCUCUCGAAGUCAUAUACGACUACAUGCAAAUGACCGACCGCGACCGCGUACAUUGUGCCAUAUCCCUACUCCGAAACGAAGCUCGUCACUGGUGGGAAGGAAUCAAGGAAGGAACGAACCUCGAGACUCUGCCAUGGACCGAUUUCAAAGUCCAAUUUUUUGAAAAAUAUUUCUCGAAAGACGUGCGAGCCCACAAACUCAAAGAAUUUCUCGAACUCCGACAAGGCGACUUACCCAUGAUCGAGUACAUCCGCCGUUUCGAACGUGGCUGCCUCUACGCGCCAUUCAUCGCUCGAGACGCCGAAGAAAAGAAGAACCAUUUCAUUCGUGGCCUCCAACCCGAAAUCCGCCGAGACAUUCGUAUGUCCGACGCCUCGACUUUCUGCCAACUCGUAGACAAAGCGCUCAUGGCUGCCCAAGACGAGGGAGAAAUUCAAAACAAACGCCGAGCGACUCCGAAUUUCCAACGUCCGUGGGAAAAGAACAAGUUUGGCAACCGUCCAUUCCGAGGAAAAGGAACGCAGCCCAUCCGUCAAUCAACCAGACCACCGCCGCCGCCGCCAAGGCCAACCUGCCCAAAGUGUUGA
Molecule: messenger RNA, 648 nt
Organism: Erythranthe guttata (spotted monkey flower)
Lineage: Eukaryota; Viridiplantae; Streptophyta; Magnoliopsida; Lamiales; Phrymaceae
Source: RefSeq, a predicted model, not a curated record